AUGGAUUCCACCCAGACGGGCAGGAAGCGCAAAAGCAGCUGCGUCUCAAAUUCACCAAACGACCUCCCUGUCUCCCAUCGCACAAGACACAGCGUCGCCUUGUCUUCUGACCAAGCCCUUGCGGUCAGCACACCACAAAAGCGAAGAAAGAAAGUCCGCUUUUCUGACCCUGGCCCUCGAGUACACGAUGCCGAGUUCGGAUCGACCGGCUUGACUCCGGCAAUGCGCCGCUCCUCGUUUGCAGAUGCUGUCUCGGCGCGUAGAGGAGACUGCACGCCUAGCCGGCGCGGACGACGCACGUCAUCGGCUCCGACACCGCGCUUCCAGCGGUCGUUUGACCCUAUUGCACCGUUUGAUGAAUCAUGCUCCGAAAGGCGCAUGCAGUUUACGCCGCUGCGCCAAAUCCUGGAUGGGAGAACGCAGCGCCGCAUUCGCCGUAUCGGGCUCAGUGAUGAAAUUACUCAUAUCGAGCGUGAGAAGCGGGAGACGGCUAGUUUUGAGAAGACCCUAAGGGCCUUGAUGCAGGAGCGAGAUGCUCUUAGGAUGGAGAUGGAUGCUCUGAAGCAGAGUCGAUCUGAUGGUCACUUCUCUUCAUCAGAGUUUACCAUGCUCUCAGAGUCAGAAAUCGAGGCCGGUCGGCAUCUAGACGGCCCUGAUCCCUCUGUCAAUGAUGAUGGAGAUACCUUCAUCAUCAAUGACAGUGCCAUCGUGUCCAACUCGCCUGACUUCCGUGGCAUCCGCAAUGGUCUUCCGCCGGUGACGGAUAGUCUCAUGCUAUUCGAGACCCAGCCGUCGAAUGUGAAUGCCUCUACACAAGCGCAGAACGUGAACUCUACUGAAACAUCCGAACUGCACGCCCUAUCUCUCGACUUGGAGGCAGCUCGGAACGAAAAGAAAGAACUCUUUAACGCUUGCCGCUCGCGUGUUUCCGGCCUAGACGAUCCAUCCAUCAGUGAAAUGUUCCGCCGAUCCUCUCCUCCACCGGAUUUCUUUGACCAAGUCCUCAACGUCUUGACGGUGGCUCUUUCACGCGCCUCCGAUGCUGCACAGACACUGGAAAGUAUCAGCCAAGAAUUCUCCGAUCUGGGCUUUACCGCUACCAAUGCCAACGACGGGAUCUCGGACUUGCGAAACCACUUCCGUUCCGCGCGUCUUGAACUCGAACGUGCCAUACCCGGAGAGACGGCCUGCGUGGGCCUGAAAGAUGGUAAGGCGACUCUGAAGGCGCUCGUGGGGCGCGUGGAGUCCCUUGCAAAAGAUCUAGGAAUCGAACGGGAUUACCAUAGCGGGUCUCUGGGCCGCGAAAAAGCACUACGAGGACAGUUCAACGCUCUCCUCGCACGAUACGAAACUGCCGCAAACAAAAUAGACAAGCUCGAGGAAUCGAUUGCCUCAUCUGCCGGUGACAUGCUGCACACCCGAAUGCGGAUGCAGGACCUCGAGUGCGAAGGCCAUGAACAGGCCGUUGGGAUUGACAGGUUAAAUGCAGCACUCGACAAGUAUCGUGAUGAUGUGAAAAGUCUGGAAGAGCUUGUCAGCAGCCUGGAGCAAGAGAACCUGACCGCUAGGGAGGACUACGCGCAACAAAUAUCAGACCUUGAAAGCCAGGUGGCUGAUGAGCAGAAGCUACGUUCAGCCGCGGAGAUCUCUGCUUCGGAGUCUGAAAGUCGCAUCCGAGAACUGGAAGAGACCGUCGAGCAGAAUCAGAUCCGUGCUUGUGACCUGACGGCGCAGAUGGAGUCACUUGAGAAAGAGCACCAGAAAGCACUUGAGAGCCUUGAAGCCAAAACCAACGACCAGGUUCAGCGCCAGGAGGAAGAUAUUGGCACCCUCAAUGUCCGCAUCUCAGAUCUAUCCACUUCUCUUGAGGAUACGCGGUCUGAAGCUCAGCGCCUUCGCCAGGUCAACGCUGGUCUGGAGGAACAGCUACGACUUGAGAUCGAAGCUCGGGAUGACAUGCUACAUAAAUGGGCAGCAGAUCAAGCGCGCUCAUUUGCCUUUAUGAAAGAUACCGUCAAAUCCGAGCGUCGGCGCUCCAAAGUCCGCGCCGCAAACUGGGAGCUGCGAUCGGAUGAUCUCAUGUCCGAUGGAACCACGGUGAACGGUAGUGAGCCCAUCACUCCGGUGAGCAUGACCAGGUUUGUUGAUGUCGAGGUGGGAAGAGGCAAGAACCGGAGGCGAAUUGACAGUGGUAUUGGCAUUCUCACAGAAGAGGACCUCUUGGAGGACGAGGACAUGUCUAGCCUGCGGCGAGGUCUGGAUUCUGAUGGUAUCGAGCUACCCACUUCGGAUUUGGUCGAGUUGUAA
This is a messenger RNA of Penicillium riverlandense, 2307 nucleotides long. RefSeq lists its product as uncharacterized. The transcript has a single exon. The record is from RefSeq and is a predicted model, not a curated record. NCBI's taxonomy places the organism in Eukaryota, Fungi, Ascomycota, Eurotiomycetes, Eurotiales, Aspergillaceae. Bases 1 to 2307 code for a protein of 768 amino acids.